AUGUCAACUCGCAUGUGCAUUGUGGGUGGUGGUGGCUAUUUCGGUCAGCAUCUAGCUCAAGAGCUGCAAAAAGAAGGAUAUCAUACAGUGAUUUUAGAUGUUGAUUUUCCUAAAGUACCUGUAGUAAAGCUUGACAAAUAUCUAACAACAAGGAUAAAGGGUUCUGUUAUGGAUACAGAAAAGCUGGAUGAAGCAUUGCAGAACUGUGUAAGCUGCUUCCAUAUUGCCGCAUAUGGUAUGAGUGGUGGCUCUUCUUUGAAUGAGGAAAUGACAUAUCGUAUCAACGUGAAAGGCACCGAACGGGUGCUGGAACGUUGCCGUAUUAAUAGAGUGCAAAGACUGAUAUUUGCCAGCUCAGUAGUCGUAAUUUUUACCAGUGAAGAACUGAUUAAUGCUGAUGAAUUUACGCCUUAUCCUAAUCCGUCAAAGUAUUACUCAUACUAUGCAGCAUCCAAAGCAAAAGCUGAAAAAUUGGUGCUGGAUAACAACUGUGACUCGUUUAGAACCUGUGCUUUAAGAUUUCGUGGAAUAUAUGGCCCAGCUGAAUCAAGAACAGUGCAACGAGUAGUUAAUGUAUGCAAGCUUGGUUUAGCAGUGGCAACCUUUGAAAAAUCUCCUAACUGUGUAACGCAAUAUAGCGGAAUAAAGAACAGUGUCAUGGCAAUGAAACUAGCGGAAAGUGCUUUAAGAAAAGGUAAAGCAUGCGGGAAUGUGUAUCACAUUGUUGAUGGUGGCCCACCAGUUGGAUCUUUCAGUUUCUGGUUUCCACUCAUUCAAGCACUUGGCAAACCACUACCUGUUAUGAAGUUACCACGAGCAGCAAUGGUAUUUCUGGCUAUUCUUUUUGAAUAUCUUUACUGCUACUUUGGCUUAGAACCAUUUUUCACCAGGCUUGAGAUUAAUUUGAUGUCGAUCACAAAUACAUAUUCAAUUAAGAGAGCUUGUAUUGAUCUUGGUUAUCAUCCAGUGAGCAAUCAUGAUCUUACCGAGGUAAUUCGUUAUCAUCAAGAAACAAAUGAUAAGACUGAAGGUAACUCGUCACUUCUGUCAAUGUCAACAUGCAAAGGAAAAUACUUGUUCAUUCUAUUAAUUACUCUCAGCUUCUUACUGCUAUUUACUGCACUCAUUUUCUGGUUUACGAGUAAUCUUUCCUUUUAG
Molecule: messenger RNA, 1158 nt
Organism: Thelazia callipaeda (thelaziosis nematode)
Lineage: Eukaryota; Metazoa; Nematoda; Chromadorea; Rhabditida; Thelaziidae
Source: the annotation of a GenBank genome assembly